Molecule: messenger RNA, 4517 nt
Organism: Anoplopoma fimbria (sablefish)
Lineage: Eukaryota; Metazoa; Chordata; Actinopteri; Perciformes; Anoplopomatidae
Gene: tinagl1
Product: tubulointerstitial nephritis antigen-like 1
Exons: 12
Coding region: 137-1564 (475 amino acids)
Biological process (GO): proteolysis
Cellular component (GO): lysosome
Molecular function (GO): cysteine-type peptidase activity; peptidase inhibitor activity
Source: RefSeq, a predicted model, not a curated record
ACAGAGCCAAGAGAGAGAGACAGACGUUUUUUCCCUCUCUACCUGUGGAUGACUUCCUGAGUAUCACACCAGCAAACUUCUGCAGAUUUCUGUCGGAUUACCACACCAUCUUUUCUCUUUCAACUCAAGAUUUAUCAUGAAGCUCUUCCUGUUGACUGUGGCAGCUCUGCUCCUGGUGGUGGGAGAGAGCACUGCAGAGAGAAUCCUGUCUAGAAGGACCAAGAGGGAGCUUGCCAGUCCGCUCCAUGUUGGAGGCAUCAGGGACCCGUAUGGCUCCUACUGCGAGAGGAGAGGAGGCUGCUGCCCCGGCAGAGACGACCUGUGCACGGUUCCCUACCUGGACACCAUCUGCUACUGUGACCUGUUCUGCAACCGGACCAUUGCUGAUUGCUGCCCUGACUUCUGGGGACAAUGUCUUGGCGUGGAGCCACCUUUCAUAGGCACCUGCGAAAGAAAUGGCAACAAGUUCUUUACGGGGCAAACAUACAAAGAGAACUGCAAUUUAUGUACAUGUGGGAUCACAGGACGCUGGGAGUGUGAGCAGAACGCCUGUCUGAUGGAGCCGGACGUUAUCCAAGCCAUUAACAGAGGCAACUAUGGAUGGAAGGCAGCCAACUACAGUCAGCUCUACGGCAUGACUCUGGACGAGGGCAUCCGCUUCCGCCUGGGCACACAGAGACCCUCCAGGACUAUUAUGAACAUGAAUGAGAUGCAGAUGAACAUGGAUCCUCAGAGUGACAGUCUGCCGCUUUACUUCAACUCAGCAGAGAAGUGGCCAGGAAAGAUUCAUGAACCGCUGGACCAGGGCAACUGUGCUGGAUCCUGGGCUUUCUCAACUGCAGCUGUGGCAUCAGACAGGAUCUCCAUCCAGUCAAUGGGUCACAUGACUCCUCAGCUGUCUCCACAAAAUAUUAUUUCCUGUGACACACGUAAUCAGGGAGGCUGUGCUGGGGGACGCAUCGAUGGAGCCUGGUGGUACCUUCGACGUAGAGGAGUGGUGACAGAAGACUGUUAUCCAUACCAACCCCCUCAGCAAACACCAGCGGAGGUGGGCCGCUGUAUGAUGCAGAGUCGCUCCGUCGGCCGAGGGAAGAGACAGUCCACACAGCGCUGCCCCAACACACACAACUACCAAAACGACAUCUACCAGUCCACACCGCCCUACAGGCUCUCAUCCAAUGAAAAGGAGAUCAUGAAGGAGAUUUCGGAUAAUGGCCCUGUGCAAGCUAUUAUGGAGGUCCAUGAGGACUUCUUUGUCUAUAAGAAUGGGAUCUAUAAACACACCGAUGUCAGCUUCACCAAACCUCCACAAUACCGCAAACACGGCACACACUCAAUCAGGAUCACUGGGUGGGGAGAGGAGAGAAACUUUGAUGGGACAUCAAAAAAAUAUUGGAUUGCUGCCAACUCCUGGGGAAAGAACUGGGGAGAGAACGGCUACUUCCGUAUCGCUCGCGGGGAGAAUGAGUGUGAGAUUGAAACAUUUGUGAUUGGUGUGUGGGGCAGAAUUACGAUGGAGGACAUGCACAGCCAUCAUCACCACCAUCGUCGCCGGCACAUUUAGAGACAUGACAGAUGUUAAAACCCCGCAGAGACCUUUGUUUUUAAUCCCAACUAUUGAUGUUUUUUACCCAAGAGAAGAACCACACAAAGAGUCUCAGAACUUUAGCACAAACCCUUAAGCAUCAAGAUGGCUGGGACAGCCUCAAAAUCAACCCCAGAGCCCCUUAACCCUCUCAAUUGAUACUUUACUUCACUUUGGAGAUCAAUUCAAACCAUUAUUCCCUUUCAUCUUUACCCAUUUUAAGAGAAUAACCUUUCUCACUCUCCCUGUAACUCAAGGUUUAUGGCACCAAAAAAACAAAGAUUAACUCAACUAAGCUAAAGCUCUUUUACGUCGCCUUACACUUAGGCUCCUCAGGUACCUACUGAUCCAAAGACCACACUUCCCAGAAUCCUCAACGUAAUAUCUGGUAAACCAUGUGAAAGUUGGGUGAUGACAAAAGCAGAAGCUCAGUCUUGACUUUUUAUUCUUCUUUGUGCUUCUUUGUCAACCCGAACCUUUAUUCUUCUCUAAAUCUAUAAUCCAGACAGACCUAAUUUCAGAGGGACGAUUUGGAAAAGAGGAUAUCCCAGAGGCAGAUUAUCAGACAUUCAGAGAGACACACCCAGCCUAACUGUGUAACAUGAUAGUAUAUCAUAGAUGACCUUACUGACAUUUACUUACUGUAAAUUAUACGGAGUUCACAGUACGGCUCAUUCCCUCAGUUUUAGAGAGGACACUUAAAUGGAGUUAGUAGCUGUAGAGUUUCUCACACAUUCCAGUUAAAAUGUAGAAUCUGACACUGGAAAAAUAAGAAGAUUUGAUGUGGUGUAUAUACAUUACAAAAACUCUGAAUUGGGAUUUUAAGAGAUAUUACAGUGUCACUGACCAUGACCAACACCACUGGACAUUUUAAAGCAAUUCAAUAUUGAAUCAGGUUAAAUCUCAGCCCUUGAGAUUAGAUAAGAUUAAACAUGUAUAAUUUGGCUGUAGGUGAAAAUGAACAUAGACAUAAAAGCCAUGCUGCCAUUCUUGACACCAACAUCCCAUUUAAAAGAUGUAACCCUGAUGCGUUAAGAGGUCGAAAAGAUUGUAAUGCCUUAAAAAAAAACGGAGCUAUUUUGACAACUGCGAAAGAAAGUGUUAGUGUAUAGUAGUCUUUAUUUUCUCCGUUCAGUGUACACUGUUACAAUUUGAGCUAAAGAACGUUAUUUUUUUGUUGCAGUUAUAUUGUAAUUUUUAUUUUACUACUUGUUUUACGAUGUACUGUAUGUAUUAACUUUCAUUACACACUCAUCACUCAGUCGCUUUUCUGCUUAAGCUUCUGCUGUUUGACCACAGCGAGGAGGACGAGGUGAGGGGGGAGAGAUACUGCUGCUAAAGUCCAGUCUGUGCUCUGGUAUUUGACUGCAGAGUGUUUAGUUUGAUGCUUCUCAUAUGUAAUAACUAAUGCAGAAACACUUCAAACCACACGGGUGCAGAUGAGCUGUUUGGCCUAAUGUUCUCGUUUUCAAUUUGUGUGUUUUUCGUAAGACAACGUAACACCUUCCAACUUAUCAGCCGUGUGCCUCUUUGCUACACUGCUUUGCGAUGUCUUUAUUUCAGGCUGAUUGAGGAAUUUUCCAAUCUUUCUGGAGCGAUCCUCACCAGAAAAGGAACGAGUGGUGCAUUAUAGCCAGUUACCUUAAAUUACAUCCUGGUGUGCUUUAGCUGUAACUUCAAAAGGAUUUUCCAUUUCUAUAUCAUCACGUCUUAUGAUCUUUAAGGUCCCUCUAUUAUCUCCUUCAGGCAUGAAUAAGCAGAAAGGCAUAAAAGCAAAGAGAGAUGUCUGGAUGGACAGUCAAUGUGCAAUGUGAUGGAUAGGUAAGCAGUUAAUUGCAUGUUUCUCAUGCAAUGAACUGAAUCUUUGCUUUCAUUCUGAAGUGAGAGAGGACGGGGGAGAUGAAUAACAGCCCAUUAACAUGAGAUGCACAACAGGUUUACAAUGAAGACGAGAAGGAAAAUGUGAAACUGAGCUCUUUGCCUGAGGGAUAAUUAUGCCAAUCUUCUGUCGGCAGAAAGAAGGAGAUAAUUAUUUUCUAUAUUUUUAUAUAUCUGUGGGCCUGUUGCUAUAGCUCCUUUACAAGAGAGAAAAUAUGGACAAAACUCACGUUGCUAGAUUGGUUUAUAUCACUGUUUUGCAGUCCUCGUUGAAAAUACACAGAUUAGAAAAACUACAGAUUAGUUUGUUUCAUUACAAUUUAUUUCCAGCAGAAGUUGGGUAACCUUUUAAUAUUUUUUUGAUGAAGAUAUUUCAUGGCCUCUUCAAGAGCAGCACCAACAUUGGAUAUGUGACUUCUGUACUUUGUGUAUCAGUGGGCUGAGAAAAGUUACUGUUUUCAUGCAGAAGCAAGUAUUGGAAGCUGACUAAAGCUGGAAUCAUUUAGUUUCCAUUGAGUAGAUUCAUCUUUUUGUCCGUUUAUUCUGCUUACAGUAUGUUGCAUUAACAGUGAUUAAGGUUUAUGUUAGCUUGGACCUAAACGAUUAUACUGAAUAAAUAGAAGAGGGCUUAUAAAAACUCUUAUAGCAUUCUAAAGUGACUGUUCAUGAACAUGUGCUAUAUUAAUUAUGAUUAUAGAUAUUUCAUAUGGGACCAAUAAUAACUAUAUCAUUAAAGACUCUGCAAAACUCAAAUCUAUUCCUUAAAAACUUUCAGCAAAAGUUUUCUCCAACACAACCUCUCCUAAAAAAAAAAAGCUUCUUUAGGAGCUGCAGCAGACUUCCACUCAGAAGUUUUGUAAUUUAUGUAAAAUGAACCACUCGAUAUUCACUGAUGUGUAGGCUUUAUUUAUGACAAGAUGUGUAAAUUAUGUACUGUACUUUUAUUCCUUGUUUUCCUGUGCAAUGUGUUAUUAUCUCUCUAUCUCAUGUAUUGUGUGCACUAAAUGCAAUACCACAUUAGUAUUCACUUUUGCAGCACAAUAAAGUCUUUCCA